GUCCAAUUAUUUAUAAUUCUUUACAGUACUUGUUGUAUAAUCUUAAAUCAAUAAGUUUUGUUUGUUGUCCACUUUUAAUUUACACGAUAUAGUAUUGUUGAUCACCCCAUAGAAAUGACAACUGAAGUUCAAACUCCUGUUUCAUCAGGUACUCAUCCUGAAGUUAAGAUUAUUAGGAAGAAAUUAAAUGGUUAUGUAGGAUUUGCCAAUUUCCCAAAACAAUGGCAUAGAAAAUCUGUUAGAAGAGGUUUUGUAUUAAAUGUAAUGGCAGUUGGAGAAAGUGGAUUAGGUAAAACUACUUUAAUUAAUACUCUUUUUAAUAAAGAUAUCUUAACAAAAAAAGAUGAAGAAUUUGAAUCAAUUGAUGAAUCAUCUAAACCAAAUGAUGAAGAAAUUAAAGUAAAGAUUAAUUCAAUUGAACAAGAAAUAGAAGAAGAUGGAGUUAAAUUAAAACUUAAUGUAGUAACUACUCCAGGUUUUGGUGAAUCCCUUGAUAAUACUGAUUCUUGGAAACCAAUUGUUGAUGAAAUCAAUAGUAGAUUUGAUUCUUAUUUAGAAGCUGAAAGUAGAAUUAAUAGAUCUGUUAUUAAAGAUACUAGAAUUCAUGCUUUAUUAUAUUUUAUUGAACCAACUGGUCAUUCAUUAAAGUCUUUAGAUAUUGCUUUUAUGAAACAAGUUCAUGAAAAAGUUAAUUUAAUUCCAAUUAUUGCUAAAUCUGAUACUUUAACUGAUGAAGAAAUUCAAGGGUUUAAACAAAGAAUUUUAGCUGAUAUUCAAGAACAAGGUAUUAAAACUUUUACUCCAAUUGAUUAUCAAAGUUCUAAUAUUUCUAAUGAUGGAAUUACUGAAGAUGAAGAAAGUAUAUUAAAGACAAAAGAAAUUUUAAGUAAAGUUCCAUUUGCAGUUAUUGGAUCAACUAAAGAAAUUCAAAAUCCAGAAGGUAAAUUAGUAAGAGGUAGACAAUACCCUUGGGGUAUAAUUGAAGUUGAAAAUCAAAAUCAUAAUGAUUUUAGUUAUUUACGUCAAUUAUUAGUUAGACAAUUUUUGGAAGAAUUAAAAGAACAAACUUCAAAUAUUUUAUAUGAAAAUUACAGAACUGAAAAAUUAAAGAGAAUGGGAAUUGAACAAGAUAAUUCAGUAUUUAGAGAAUUUGAUCCAUUAGCAAGACAAGAAGAAGAAAAGGCAUUACAUGAAGCUAAAUUAGCUAAAAUGGAAGCUGAAAUGAAGGCUGUUUUCCAACAAAAAGUUUCUGAAAAGGAAAAGAAAUUACAAAGAUCUGAAGCUGAUUUAUUCUCAAGACAUAAAGAAAUGAAAGAUAAAUUAUCUAAACAAAUAAAAUUAUUAGAAGAAAAGAAAGUUCAAUUAGAAAAGCAAAAAACUUUACCACAAGAACCUCCAGCUGCUCCAGCACCUCAAAAGAGUCGUAAAGGUUUCUUACGUUAAGUAAAUUUAAUUAUUGUCUAAAGGGUAUUCAUUGAUGAUUAAUCUAAUUAAUUAUUUACAAUUAGUCUAAUCAAAUUAGUAUUUUUAUUGUUUUGUUAUGUUACUACUUAAUAUAUAUACUAGAAAGAAUUAUUU
Molecule: messenger RNA, 1578 nt
Organism: Scheffersomyces amazonensis
Lineage: Eukaryota; Fungi; Ascomycota; Pichiomycetes; Serinales; Debaryomycetaceae
Gene: CDC3
Product: septin
Exons: 2
Coding region: 115-1443 (442 amino acids)
Biological process (GO): intracellular protein localization; cytoskeleton-dependent cytokinesis
Cellular component (GO): microtubule cytoskeleton; cell division site; septin ring
Molecular function (GO): GTPase activity; molecular adaptor activity; GTP binding
Source: RefSeq, a predicted model, not a curated record